CCAUCUGCGCGUGACCUCACUUCAGUCACACAGCGGCCCCAGAAACUGCUGAUUUAUUGAUGUGUGGAGUGAUGUGAUUAAUCAGCAGAUUGUGUCGUCAUGAGCGACAGAACCCCGGCGUGCCGCAGCGGACAGAUCAAGCCGAGCACGAGCAGUGUGACGAUGGAGGAUCGCGACGUGUUGCGGCGUAUGGAGAGGGAAAGGAGGAGUCAGGAGGUGCUGCAGGAGGAGACGCAGGACGACAGGAUUGCUCCUCUCUUCAGUGAGCCGUUUAAGAGAAUCAGAGGUGACAAGCUGUCGAAUCGCAUUCAGAGCAUGCUGGGUAAUUACGAGGAUGGCUCGGAUGAGUUCCCUGUGGUGUGUGUCCUCGAGCUGGACGGUCCCCCGCCUCUGGGUCCCCCUGUGCUCCCACUGUCUCCUCUGCCAGCCAGUGACUCGUCCUCGUCUCCGGACCUCAGCAUCCACAGGCCGGACGUCCCGCCGCUCACGCUGACGCUCAACUUACCCUGCAAACUGGCCAACACCAAGAAGCCCACGGCGUACGUGAGGCCGAUGGACGGUCAGGAUCAGGUGACCAGCGACUCUCCACGACUGAAGGCCUCACCGGGGCGCUCACAGGACCUGAAGGAGAGCAGCGAACCAAGCUUGCCCCCUCUGCAGUCUGUUGAUGCUAGCGUCGACUCGGUGCGUGUCGUGUCUGGCAAACGUGCGGAGGACAUUCUGCAGGAAAUGACCUCAUGGCCUCCACUGUUAAUGAGCAUUUGUACGCCGAGCUCAGCCGAGCCACCGAAGGCCCUCGACACUAACGAGGAGUCGCAUGGAUUCACUGCUCUCAAAGCUCAUGAAUCAUCAGACGGUGUUCAGCGGGAACAGCAUGUAGCUUCCGGCAGCUCCAGUGACUGUGACAGCAGUUCAGAAACUGACAGUGAGAACAACAGAACCCCAGAUCAACCAGCAGCUGAUGAACCAUCAAACACACAGACACAGACAGGCUGUGACUGGCAUUUGGGAAGAUGGUUAGAAAGGAAAGAAGACCAGCACCAGCAGUUCCCUGGGAGCCCAUGUGAUAUCAUCAAGGCCAACUCCCACGAUACCGCUGGAAGGAUCGAGGCUGCAGGUCAGCAGGGUUGCUAUAGUAACCAAUGCGACAGUGGGAGAGUGGCCGAUGGCAGACAGACUGUGGAAAACACAUGCACGCGUGGGAAUCUGCCAUUAGGAAGCACAAGCGUGGAAAUUUCCCAGCAGGCUGAAAAUGCCUCCACGUGCAGAUCGAAACACAAGAGAGUGAAAUCGUCACGUGACACAAAGCAGAAGAAAACCACAACAAUAGCCAACAUUAGCAAACAAACAUGCGGGAAACCACUGCUGCUGGUCAAGAUCCAGCUGAACCUGCUCUCCAGAAUCCCCCAGGAGCCCAGAAUCCCCCAGGAGUCCAGAAUCCCCCAGGAGCCCAGAAUCCCCCAGGAGUCCAGAAUCCCCCAGGAGCCCAGAAUCCCCCAGGAGCCCAGAAUCCCCCAGGAGUCCAGAAUCCCCCAGGAGCCCAGAAUCCCUCAGGAGCCCAGAAUCCCUCAGGAGCCCAGAAUCCCCCAGGAGUCCAGAAUCCCCCAGGAGCCCAGAAUCCCCCAGGAGCCCAGAAUCCCCCAGGAGCCCAGAAUCCCUCAGGAGCCCAGAAUCCCCCAGGAGCCCAGAAUCCCCCAGGAGCCCAGAAUCCCCCAGGAGCCCAGAAUCCCCCAGGAGCCCAGAAUCCCUCAGGAGCCCAGAAUCCCCCAGGAGCCCAGAAUCCCCCAGGAGCCCAGAAUCCCUCAGGAGCCCAGAAUCCCCCAGGAGCCCAGAAUCCCCCAGGAGCCCAGAAUCCCUCAGGAGCCUAAAGCAGCCCGACACCGGACCGGCCAGACCACCGCAUGCAAGAGAACUGUGAGACCAACCUUCAAGAAACCAGCGGCUGAGAGCGAUGAAAAGUUUCCAAAUAAGAAACAGAAACUGGACGUUGAGGGAAAAAAGUGUUUCUCUUCUCAGCAGAGCCUUCACCAAAAAGAAGCCUCUAAGAGCAGCAAGACCAUGAUGAUGAUGAUGAAGAAGAAGAGGAACAAGAGCACGAAACACAGCUCCAGUGUUCCUCCGGAGCCACAGAGAGACGUUGGACAGCUCAGGAAAGCAGAGGCUCAUGGGAAGCAGAAGCACUGCAAGAGCCGAAGCAUCUUCCCAGAGGAACCUCGUCCCCCAACCCCUGAAGCCCACAGGCAGCGCUCUGUGGAAGAUCAUAUGAAGGAAGCCAAAAAACUGAAGCACAAAGCAGAUGCUACGCUGGAUAAGAUGGCUAAAGCGCUCUGCUAUCUGGAGGCUGCGCUGGCGUUUGUGGAGAGCGCCAUCGCCAUGGAGACGGAGCCGGAGACGCCCAAAUCCGCCUACACCAUGUUCUCUGAGACGCUCGAUCUGAUCAGGUUUAUACUCAAACUGAAGAACUACACGGAUCCCUCCGCCACGGCCCGAGAGAGAGACUUCUUCAUCCUGUGUCUGCGCUGCCAGUCUCUGCUGUGUGUGUGUGUGUGUGUGUGUGAAUCAGUGUGUGUGUGUGUGUUCUGCAGUCUGCGCUGCCAGUCUCUGCUCCAGAUGGCCAUGUUCCGCUACAGACGGGAUUCGGCGCUCAGAUACUCGCGGACGCUCGCCGAUCAUUUCAGAAGCUCAUCAUGGUCUGCGUCUCCCUCCGUGUCCAAGAGUUCAGUCGUGUCUCCCGUGAGCUCAGGAUCAGGAUCGCUCGUCGUUCCUCAGCACAUCCAGCAGGCGGCGGCGUCUUACGUUAGCAUCACCACACUCUUCCUCAGCGCUCACGAGAUCUGGGAGCAGGCCGAUGACCUCAUGACCUCGGGCACUGGUUUGCUGCGAGAGCUGGAUUCAUCCGUCGCUCCUCUGAGUCUGACGGCCUCCAUGAUCUCAUUAGUGACGUACAUUCGUCUCGGGCUCCGCCGGAUCAGAUGCGACACACAGAACCAGAAAUGAUUGACACCCAGAGGAUGAUUAAAAGUUUUGAUUAAAAUACAGUAGAAAUGAAACAUCAGUAUGAAACUCUAUCUAUUUAUGUUGUGCCCCUGAUUGUGCCGUGGGAGUUUCGGCUGGUUUUCUAUAACCUUAUCAAACUCAUAAAGGGCAAAAGUCUUAUUUGAUUAAUUGCCAAAUCUUAAUUGCAGAUGUGUUUGUGUGUCACAUUGUGUUUGUGAAAAAAAGAAAAAAAAAAGAAACUAGUUUUGGUGCUGGGUGACUUUUUUUCGGGUGACUGAGUUCAGUAUUGAGGACUGAAGACCCUUUUCUCAGGAUCCAUUUGGAUAUGAAUUGAAUAAAUCUUUAUUAUCCUU
This is a messenger RNA of Pimephales promelas (fathead minnow), 3350 nucleotides long. Lineage: Eukaryota; Metazoa; Chordata; Actinopteri; Cypriniformes; Leuciscidae. The record is from RefSeq and is a predicted model, not a curated record.